Drosophila kikkawai is the source of this 3250-nucleotide messenger RNA. Lineage: Eukaryota; Metazoa; Arthropoda; Insecta; Diptera; Drosophilidae. The record is from RefSeq and is a predicted model, not a curated record.
UCCACCACCACCAACCGUCCGGAGCAACCCUUCAUAUUGAUGGCGGAUUUUGACGCUCUUUUCCUGGCAAAAUAAAUUUUCUUUUCGAGCCCAAGGUGCUUUCGCAGCAACAAAAGUGGACCCAGGUCGCAGUGCAUGAGAUAGCUGUCGGGUCGCCGGCGUCUACCACGAGUUGACGUGCAUUUUGUUUCAGAUCUUUCCAGUGUUGCUCUGCGAUUUUCUCAGCCAUGAGACGGCGCAGCGAGCGAAAAAAGUCGUCGUCGCCCGCCCCGGUGCCGGCACGGCGUAGUCGCCGCUCCCGCAAGGUGUCCGAGAGCGAGAAGACCGAGGACGAGGCUCUUGUCCAAAAGGAGGUCGACACGCCGGAGCCGCCAUCUGCCACCGCCUCUCGCGAAGAAAUCAAUGAGCCUCGCGCGUCGAGCGAGGAGCCCGUCGGCUCACCGGUGCGCAAGGGCCGCGGCAGCCGCGCUACGCCCAAGAAACGGACGGAGGCCAAGAGCGGCGAGAAGAAGGUGGAAACCAUACCUGAGGAGGAAGCCGAGAAUGGCCAGGAUGUGGGUAGCAAUAACGCUGGAAAGGAAAAGGAGGCGGACAGCAAAGACAGCAGGCCGGAAGCCGAAGCUAUUACCGUAUCGGCCACUAAUGAAGCCGCCAACAACGAGCAGGAGGCCCCUGUAGAGGAAGCCAAGCCCGAGCCAAUAGCAGCCGAGGAUAAGGAAGAUGGCAAGGAGGAAGAAGGCCAGCCACAGAAGGAUGCUGCCGAUGAGGAUGAUGAGAACUGCAAGGUCGAGCAGAUUGAAGAGGUAAAAGUUCCUUCUCCUUCAGGUAGCCUAACGGCCAGUAAGGAUGAGGAACAACUAAAAACGUCAAGCGAUGUAUUAGACAUUCAGAUAGAAGACGUCGAAGAAAGGGACGAAGAAGCCCCGGCCAGCUGCCCAGCUGGCUCUCAGCGAUCGGAGCGUAGGGAUUCGAAGAAGAAACACAAGGAUCAAAAGCCGGAGCGCGAGAGAAGCCCUGCCAAAGAGCAUGAUGAGGAAGAUGGAGAGGAGGAGGAGCAAAAGGAGAACCGGAAGCAGCCAGAGGAUAAGCCAGAACAAACUCAGAACGAAGACACAGAUCUUCAAAAGGACAACCACGAUUCAUCUGCGAUCAAUAACACCACUAGCAACAGCACCACCACCAUUACCACAACAAGCACAGCUCCGGGAGGGGUGCUUCAGCAGCAGCGCUCGGUGAAGAAGCGCCGAUGGCUGACGAACAAGAAGUCAUCCGAUCGUGCUCCACCAGUGCUGGCUAUUUCGACUGAUUCGCUAAAGAAUAUCAUCGACGAUGUUGUUCAGCCGGUGCCUCUGAGCGACGUGCAAUUAGACUCUUCCUCGGAGGAGGAGGGCCUCGUCACCAGCGACCGCGACUCCGAGCGCUCCGCAUCGCCCACUAGGUCAAAUUCCGAGGCUCGCAAGGAUCGGGAGUGUGACAACGAUAACAACGUUGGCGACACAGGCGCAGAGUCGUCGUCGGCGGCGGACAAGGAGAGUGCAGGAGCAGCCACCGUUCGGACAACUUCCCCGCCAGCUACCGCUGACUCGGUGAAGACGCAGGGCAAGGCCACCGUCGCUACACCAGCUCCUCACGUAGUCCGCUCUCCUAGUCCAGCCCGCAACCGAGCCAGCCACGUGCUCUACAUCACCAAUCUAGUGCGACCCUUCACAGUGCUGCAGUUGAAGGGACUGCUGGCCCGGACAGGCAAGAUUGUCGAUGAGGAUGGUUUUUGGAUAGAUCGCAUUAAAUCCAAGUGCUUCGUUGCCUAUUCCACAGAAGACGAGGCUAUUGAAACUCGCCAUGCUCUUCAUGGAGUGCGAUGGCCUGUGUCUAAUCCAAAGUGCUUGAACGUUGACUUUGGCAGUCGUACGGACAUGGACCGGGCGAUACAAUCAACCAAGGACGAAGCGCCCAGGUAUGGACAGGAGAACACCAGGGAUAAUCAGCAGUCGGGCAAUACUUGGUCCCGAUUGGAUGCGACUGACAAAAAGCCUGUGCGCCCAGUACGCGAAUGGGAUGUGGGUAAGAAGGAGCCGACCGACCACGAUAACAAGGCCAAUAACGAUCGUCGUCGAGGCGGUAGCAAGGAUCGUCCGGAACCAAGAUCUCGGGACGCGGAACGUGCCGGACAGGAUCGCAAACGCUCUAGGGACAGGGAGGUGCGUGCAGGUCGCGAGCGAGAGCGAAUUGUUGGAGGCGAUCGCAAUGUACCUGGUCGCAGCCGCAGCGGAUCACCGGUGGCCAAAAAUAAAAAGAAGGACAAUGAGCCGCCCAUUAGGCUAUUGGAUGAUCUAUUCCGCAAGACUAAAGGAACACCCUGCAUCUAUUGGCUGCCACUGACGCCGGAAGCGAUUGCAGAAAAGGAGGCAUUCCGUCAGAAACGCAUCGAGGAGCACAAGCAGCGCAUGAAGGAGCGGGAGGAUCGGCAGAAGGAGCGUGGGAAGGAUCGCGAGCGUCAACGCGAUACGCGCCGCAAUCGUUCAAACGAACGGCGACGUUCGCGCAGUCGCGAUCGCGAUCGUCGACGUUACUAGGCUGAGGCUGAGGCGGAGGCAGUGGCUUGAGUUUGGGCUAAUAAACGUUGAAAAUAUAACUCUCAAAAAUCGAACAUCAGCAAUCCAACAACAACAGCAGUAACAAUUAAACUCCUUUAGGAUCCUCCAAAACUUUUCAAUCUCUUCGAGCGUUAUUGCGUUCUCAAAACUUAACGACGUUGUAAUGUUCAACUUGAAGUGAACGAACGAACGCACUUCAAUUUGAAUAUUUCCGAAUACGUUGUUUGAUCCAUUUGGAAUUUCUUUUAGACUUCAAAAACUUUUUCCUCCUUUGUUUUUCCUCUUUGUUGUUGAUCCAUAUAUAUAUAGCACAUAUAUAUUUCCACAUAUAUACAUAUAUAUAUAACCUGAUUUGAUUUCUUUCCUCAAAUGUAGCAUUUUACAGCGCCUAACGUCACCUCACCCCCAAAAACAACAACAACAACCACAGCCAACUCUGCGACGGCAGCAGCACCACCAGCAGCCCAUGGAAUUCGGCCUUUGCGGCGGAAUGUAGAAGCUCCCUUUGCAGCAAGUUAUCAUGCUUACAUCUACAUAUAAUAUACUAAACGGAAAAUAAUUGAUUAAUUAAAUGUAAAAUCAAUAUUUCAUACAAAUUUUAAUGAACUUUUGAAAUACAAUUUAACAGUCGGCAAACUUGUGACCAUGCCAGAAAA